This is a messenger RNA of Cheilinus undulatus (humphead wrasse), 3519 nucleotides long. It is a transcript of the gene mindy4, whose product is annotated as MINDY lysine 48 deubiquitinase 4. Lineage: Eukaryota; Metazoa; Chordata; Actinopteri; Labriformes; Labridae. The record is from RefSeq and is a predicted model, not a curated record. The coding region runs from base 74 to 2176 and encodes 700 amino acids. The transcript is spliced from 18 exons. Gene Ontology annotation, biological process: protein K48-linked deubiquitination. Gene Ontology annotation, molecular function: cysteine-type deubiquitinase activity; K48-linked deubiquitinase activity.
GUUAGCUGUCGGCUAACGCGGCCAUCAGAAGACCUACUCGUUGAAGUAGAAGACCAGACACUUUUAAGUUACCAUGGCCGUUUCAGUUGAAGAGGUUUCUUCGUCGCUUGUGCGGGAAUACCUGAGUCGAAAGGGACUCAAGAGGACGAUUGCCUGUAUGGAUGAGGAACAUCCACGCACAGAGGACAGCAUCAACAACAGAUCCCUCUUAAGGCAGAUUCUCAACAUUGAGGGUCUCUAUAGGAAGAAUAAGGUUCAGAACUCUCCCCUGAAAACAUUGCUUGAAAUUAUUGUAAAGUAUCACAUUAGGGGCAUUAAGAAUGACACAAAUAGCAGCAAUGAAAGUGACCCCAUACAGCCUUCUCAAGCUGUUAGUCCGGCUGAUAAUUCUCCUGCAGUGAUGAAUGACAGAAAGACCGAAGAAUCCAUCACAGCUUUUGAUAUAAGCCAGCAAAAUAAGUCAAGGUCUGAUAUAAAAACAUCCUCCCUACCAGAGACAGAUAUACGAUCCGGUCAUUCUCAGACAAGUUUUCACACAUAUGAAUCAGAAGGAAAGAAAAUCCAGCCACUGUUGUCCUACCUCCAGGACCAUGAGAGUAUCAUCAAAAGAGAACUAGAGAAGAGGACUUCCACCACAGAGUCCACACAGAGAAGCAAAAGUAAUCGUAUCAGACGUGGUAUGAUGGCUGGACCAGUAGCUAGUACACAACAGGAAUCAACCAAAAAAAGGCAGAAUCGAAGACAUGAAGUGCCACAGCUGAUACUCAGAAAAGAAAAAGAAAACAGUCAUCUCAGAGAUCAACCUGCAGGGACUGGCUCAUAUCAGAAACACUUAGAGAGUGGUCUCUAUGAAAACACCACAGCUGACUUUAUAGUUGGGCAUCAACAGCUGCAAAGUGCACCAGAGAGACUGCAGAGAGAAAACAGCUUUGAAAAACUGGGACGAGAGACACUGAAGACUAAAAUAGCGACGUCUUUACCCAGGAAAACCGUGGCUGAUUUGGAUAUGUCUGAGAUGGUUUUAGAUGACUUGGAUGAUGAUGAAAAUAUGCAAGAGCUUUCCAAAGUGUCCUUCCAGAGAACUAUCACAGAGCCCAGCUUUACCACCCGCCCCAUGGACCAGAAUACCGCAAUGGAAUUGAAAGCAGUUCUGCUUGGUUCCAGCCUAAAUUGUAUGAAUGCUGAGUGGAGGAAUCAGGGAUUCACGUUCUCAGAAACGCAUGACCUGAGAUAUGGAAUUGUGCAGAGAAAGGGUGGGCCAUGUGGUGUUCUGGCAUCCAUCCAAGCCUUUGUUCUAAAGAAGCUGCUAUUUGAAAACACAGAAAGCAGUAACAUGGGCCUUCACCGGUUAAGUCCUUCCAACACAACCAGGGAAAAAUGUCUUAUUUCAGCAUUGGCUGAAAUCCUGUGGAGGGCUGGUGAGGAAAAACAAGCUAAGAUUGCGAUAAAUUCUGGAAGAAACCAUUUCACUCCAACUGGACGGUACAAAUCUGAAGGAGUGCUUGAAAAGAUAACAUGUUUCACAGUUGACAACUUCAAGGACCUGCACUUGCUUCUUGAGCAGCACAUUGAGCAAUUUGAGACUGGGCCGUUAGGAUGCAUGCUGCUGACCAUUUCUGCUGUUCUCUCUAGAUCUGUGGAAAAAGUUAAAGAGGACAUGGAUGUGCCCACCACUACUCUCAUUGGGGCCCAUGGCUACUGCACACAGGAACUGGUCAACCUGUUGCUUUGUGGCAAAGCCGUUUCUAACGUCUUCGACAAUGACAUGGAGUUAGACUCGGGUAACGGCAACAUUACUCUACUCAAGGGAAUCAAAGACCACUGUGAUGUGGGACUGUUGUCCUUGUUUGAACAUUACAACAUCUGUAAGGUUGGACCUUACUUAAAGACUCCCCGUUACCCUAUCUGGGUGGUGUGCAGUGAAAGCCACUUCAGUGUGUUGUUUGGCCUCCAGAGGGAGCUGUUGACCUAUCAGGACAAAGGUCUGGAUUUUGACCUGUAUUAUUAUGAUGGCCUGGCCAAUCAACAUGAGGAGAUUCGCCUCACUGUGUCAAUUGGUAAAUUAGCCCUGAGCCGCCAUGAUGACACUGAUCUUACUCCCCCUCUGGAGCUCUGUAUUCGGACAAGGUGGAAAGAUGCAUUUGUCAGUUGGAAUGACACAGAACCGAUUCUCUGAUCAUGUGACCUGAUGUUAUUCAAACCAUUGCAAGGAACGCAGAUUGAUAGUUAUCAUAUUGUAUGCAUAUGUUUGAAUGAAGGAAUGCCUUGUAUUUUCUAAAGGGUUUGGCAAAAAUUCUGGAUUUUUUUUAUGUACAUGUUUGGAGGGAAACUGCUGAAAUACUGAUUCAAGAUAAACUAGUAACCACUGUGGCCUUUUACUCCUACAGGUAGAAAUGAUUAUUAUCCUUAUUUGACGUUAAAUGAUUGAAAUUUCUCUUCUCAUUAAGAAUUAAAUGAAUAUAAUAUACAUUAGAAUAAUCUUAAAAGGAACCCUGCAUGAUCAGACAAGUUCAUCUUUACAGAUAGAUUUUUUUUUAACUAACAAAGACUGAGUCAUCCUUCUCUCCUGAAUCAAAAUGACCGUUAGGCAAAACAUUGUUAAAAAGCUAUCUUAACUGCAGAUAUUAAUCCACUUAACAACAACUUUAGGUUAAUUGGCUCUGAACGUGUUGUUAUCCUAGCCAAAUAAGACAAAAAAAAACUGUUUAACUUACCCAUGAAAUGUUAUUCCAUGCAAUCUUGUCUCUUCUGUGCAUCUAUUAGUGCAGCACCACACAGCACAGGAGUGAGGCAUCUUGCCCAGGAAUGCCUCUGGCAAAAUGGCGGCGGCGGCGGCAUUGACAUACAGCCCACUGGCCAAUGAGGCGUCUACGUGUAUUAUGUCUAUGUUCGUAUGUACAUAAUGCUUUUAUUUUUAAAAGCUCCCGUCACGCUUCCACUAUACACUGAAUCUAGUCUCUUGUAGGAAGUUUUAUUAAGGUAAAACGUAGGAGGAAUGACAGAGCUUUGGCAGCAGGGAGACAAAACCAACACACAGCAAACUCGUGUCUGGUAUGAAAGCUGUUAGGGCAGCAUCAGCUGCAAGCAGCAAAACCAUUUGAAAAACGGUUACUGCAUAGGAACAACGGGGAGUGCUCAUAGGGAGCGUGUGGAACUGUGACGUCACACUAUCAGCGUGGACCAAAACAUGGCAGCCUCCUGGUGAGUUUAUAAGCUCAAAUUUACUCAAAGAGCAGAUAUCUUGUGAGUUUUUUAGUUCAAUAUAAAUAUGAGAGAUACAAAUAUCUAUCCAACAAGAUGAACUUGUCUGAUCAUGCAGGGUUCCUUUUAAAAAGUUAAAAAAAAAAAACAUAUGAUAAAUGCUUAUUUCACAUCAUGUCUUAACUAAUUUUUGUAUUUUAUGACUGAAUGUGUACACAUUUUUGAUGGAUGAAUUUGUUUUAUUGUCCUCUUCUUUGUUUAAUUGCCUCAAUCAAAGUUUUGAUGAGCUGUAAGGAGAUUAAAUGUAAUAAAUGUACA